CAACAUGGCAAUAUAUUGAGCAUUUUAAUAAACGGUGUGGCGUUUCCGACACUCUUAUGGCACCUGUACGCCACUACCCAACUACCGACAUACACCUUGCACUACCUAUUCACAUUGGCAUGCGCAAAUACCUACGCUAGGUGGCGCAAAGGGUUACACGGACAGCUUAACAUUGCAUUCCAGGGGAAGAACUACUUUUGUUAACUCAGGACAAGAACAUCUAUAGUCACAACACGAACAACAAUAAGACGAAGAAAAUUGCAGAGAAAGUUGAAACCAUGGCAUGCGAUUAUGACAGACAAUUAAUCUACUAUACAAUAUUUUCCGAUGGAGAAGAAACCUCGCAGAUUGGUCGCAUGAAUAAAUACGGUGGAGAUAUGAAAAUCAUAUUCGAUAAAGGCGAUGUCAUUACUUUCGCCAUUGGCGUUUACCAAGAAACUGGAAACUUAUACUAUAAUACAGGGGAAGGAAUUGGAUUCCUUUCUUACACACAAAAUUAUAGCAAAACGAUUUUUUCUACUACGCCCGAGACCAAAGAUGUGGUGUAUGAUUUUGGAUUCCAUGGCAAGGGGACCAAUAAAAGAGUUUAUUGGUCCACUUGGACUAAUCUUUAUAGAUCACAACCUGGCACCUCGAAACCUAUUACUUUGGGAUUAAGAUGUCACCAUUUUAUUAUUUUAAAUCAAGGAAUGGUGUGUCAGUCCAUGAAGUCUGGUUUGUAUCUCGCAAAUCUGGAUGGCGUGAAGACUGAAUCGCUACCGAAUAUAGCUAUUGCAUCAUCGAAACUUGUGGACUUCGGUUGUGUGGGUUCUAUAAGUGAAGGUGUCAUAACAGCUGGGGGAAUUAUAUAUAUCCUCUGUUCAAGUCCCAAUCGACUUUAUAAACUGAGUGUAACAAACAAUGCAGUUCGUGGUUUGGUUCUUGAGCAGCAACCAGGUUUACCGCGUGAGAAGUGGUUUCAAGUGUGUGUAUGGCAUCAGGAGAAAAGCGUAAUGUCUCCACAAACAGGAACAUCAAUUUCUAAUUCAACGAUUUUCAUGGUGGUUGGGAUUGUAGCUGGUAUCCUCCUCAUGUUGGCUAUCAAAGCAGUCCUUAUUAGAAAAUGCGUGAAGAACAAACAAAAGAAGACGAUUGACAAAAAUCCAAACGAAACACUGGACGAUUCUGUUAUAUAUGAUGAAAUCAUGGACAACACAACUGUCCGAAAUCAAUAUGAAUCAAUUGCAUACGUGUCAAUUGAGGAACCAAGUCAUUAACCGAAUAUCACCCACAAUCUUCGAUAUUGCAAACACGACUAUCAACUUUGAUGUUGUAUCUUACCGUAAAAAGUUGGCGUCUGAUAUCCAAUAUUUAAGACAAAAUUGGCACACGAAUCGUCCCAGAAUGCUUUCCAGUCAUAUGAAGCGACUGGGUGAACGAGGCUUAACAAAUUCCAUAUAGGAGAAUAGUACCGGAAUAACCAGAGGCAAAGACUGCCAUUCAAUUCGCGUAUAUCGCCGAACAUAACAGUAAAACAGAAACGAUUGAAUGUAAAUCAGUUUAUAUACAUUCAUAUUACAUUAUUUUAUGCGUUGCGACCCAUUUGUGUCCAUUUCUAGGUGCCAAGGAAUAGUGAUGUAGCUCCUUUAAUAUAGUGCGUUGUGACAUACCCGUAUUUAACACUUGCUUUCACAAUUACUCAAUUACUCGAUAUCAUAAUUACAUAACUUUUUACAUAAUUCUUUUCAUGCUCACUGCUAUAUUUGUGAAACCCAUUCUGGUCGUUAAUCAUUUUCUAAAACAUCACUAUAUCUUGAAUAUGGUAAUUUAUCUAUGUGAAAACUGAAAACAUUAUAGACUUGAUAUAAAUACAUAUAAACCCGUGAAGCUGUGUCCAGUGUAAGAGUUGACAUUAUUACUGAAUGAUUGGUUUAGGCAUAAUAUACUAUUCAAAAAGUAGGGGAUAUUUGAUUUUGGGGGCAUAAUACUAAAAUAUGCAAAUGACUACGAAAAAAGUCACUAUAGAACCUAACAGAAGAAACAUUUUCAGUUACAUGUGACGCCCAAACGCACCAAUAGCUACCGCAUGGAAUGCAGGUGAUGCUUGGGAUCACCAUGGGGGUCCAACCCAAGAUUUGCACGACUCUGACUUUGAAUGUUACAGUCAUUGUGGCAUUGAAUUCCAGGGUGGAAACAUCAGUUUAAUUGUUUUAGUGACCAGAAAACAAAUUUUGAUAUGCGUCGGCUUACCCAAAAUGAAAGGUUACGUGCCCUUGGCAUGCUACAGAUCGGCACAACACAGGCGGUUGUGCGCGGACGAUGAAUGUUUCUCAGUCUGUCAUAAGCAGGCUAUGGUCCAGAUACCGUGAUACACAAUCUGUACAGGACAGACCACGCUCAGGUCGACCAAGGGCGACAACUCAAGCCCAGGAUCGAUAUAUCCGUACCUUGGCCUUGAGAAAUCGUGUCAUCACAGCAAAUCAGAUCAGCGCUCGUCUUCAAACAGACACUGGUGUGAGAGUGAGUGGCCAGACGAUUCGGAAUCGACUGCAUAGGGUCACCUUCGCGCCCGACGUCCUCGCGUGAUCCCUUGUUUGAGAGAUCAUCACAUUCAGGCAAGACGUCGUUGGUGUAGGGAUCGUCAACACUGGGAUAAUCGACGCUGGAGCAAUGUGAUGUUUUCAGAUGAG
This is a messenger RNA of Patella vulgata (common limpet), 2669 nucleotides long. RefSeq lists its product as uncharacterized. The record is from RefSeq and is a predicted model, not a curated record. NCBI's taxonomy places the organism in Eukaryota, Metazoa, Mollusca, Gastropoda, Patellidae. The coding region runs from base 279 to 1256 and encodes 325 amino acids. The transcript has 7 exons.